Messenger RNA from Penicillium taxi, 672 nucleotides. Its product is annotated as ESCRT-III subunit protein DID4. The transcript is spliced from 5 exons. The record is from RefSeq and is a predicted model, not a curated record. Gene Ontology annotation, cellular component: multivesicular body; ESCRT III complex. Bases 1 to 672 code for a protein of 223 amino acids. NCBI's taxonomy places the organism in Eukaryota, Fungi, Ascomycota, Eurotiomycetes, Eurotiales, Aspergillaceae. Gene Ontology annotation, biological process: late endosome to vacuole transport; protein transport; endosome transport via multivesicular body sorting pathway.
AUGAAUAUCGUCGAAUGGGCCUUCGGCAAGCGCAUAACGCCUGCGGAGCGUCUGCGCAAGCACCAGCGUGCCCUGGAUCGAACCCAGCGCGAGCUGGACCGAGAGCGCACUAAGCUCGAGAAUCAGGAGAAGAAGUUGAUUCAAGAUAUCAAGAAAAGCGCAAAGAAUGGCCAGAUCGGUGCCUGUAAGAUCCAAGCUAAGGAUCUUGUUCGGACACGAAGAUAUAUUCAGAAAUUCUAUCAGAUGCGCACUCAACUACAGGCAAUCUCUCUACGUAUUCAGACGGUCCGCAGCAAUGAACAAAUGAUGCAGUCAAUGAAGGGUGCCACCAUGCUUCUGGGAAGCAUGAACCGACAGAUGAAUCUUCCCGCAUUGCAGCGCAUCGCGAUGGAGUUCGAACGAGAGAACGAGGUCAUGGAUGAACGACAAGAGAUGAUGGACGAUGCCAUUGACGAGGCUACCGGGAUUGAGGGUGAAGAGGAGGAAGGCGAGGAUAUUGUCAAAGAAGUAUUGGAUGAAAUUGGUGUUGAUUUGGGUCAAUCGAUGGGCGAGACACCUUCUAACAUUCAAAAAGAAUCGGUUGGAGAGACCCGCGUUGCGCAGGCCAUCGGUGGUGGAGGUCACGCGGAUGAUGAUGAUCUUCAAGCAAGACUGGAUAGUCUACGACGUUGA